CACGAGUCUGGUAGAGAGCGUGAGAUUGAGGGAGAGGGAGCGACACUAUGAAGACUAUACUUUCUUCAGAGACGAUGGACAUCCCGGAAGGGGUGAAAAUCAAGGUGCACGCAAAGCAAAUUGAGGUCGAGGGUCCUAGAGGCAAGCUCUCCCGGAACUUCAAGCACCUUAAUCUCGAUUUCCAGCUCAUUAAAGAUGAGGAAACCGGAAAGCUCAAGCUUAAGGUGGACGCCUGGUUCGGAUCACGGAAGAGCACCGCUGCAAUCCGCACCGCCCUCAGCCACGUCGACAACCUCAUUACCGGUGUUACGAAGGGCUUCCGCUACAAGAUGCGCUUUGUCUACGCUCACUUUCCCAUUAACGCCUCUAUCACCAACGCUAACAAGGCCAUUGAGAUCCGUAACUUCCUUGGCGAGAAGAAGGUUAGAAAGGUGGACAUGCUUGAUGGGGUUACAGUUCUUCGUUCUGAGAAAGUAAAGGAUGAAUUGGUUUUGGAUGGUAAUGACAUUGAGCUUGUGUCACGGUCAUGUGCACUCAUUAACCAGAAAUGCCAUGUCAAGAAGAAGGAUAUCAGGAAGUUCCUUGAUGGUAUCUACGUCAGUGAGAAAGGCAAAAUUGAAGAGGAAAACUAAGCCACUCCUAGUCUUCCAAAUUUUCCAUUAAACUUCUCAUUUUGAAUAUUUUCUUGUUGCUUUAUAGACUUGUCAUGGAUUUAUCCAAAGAUUUUGGGGUUUCAAGCAAUGAUGUGUACUAUUUAUUUAGUUUUUCAUUUUGUGUGGUUAAUUAAAUCUUACGUAGUACUAGUAAUGGUGUUGACUUGGUUUUGUCGUAAUUUGUACAAGUGUACAGCUUAUGGUCGACCACUCAGUACCUUGUCCGGAUUGAUUUCUAUACAAUCAGACCGCAAUGGUACAUUGUUUUACAGCGAAGGGUUGUGUUACUUUUGGAUCAUUAGUUCACAGGGGUUAAGUCUGUCUGAGACAUGACUUGGACUUUUAUAAAACACAUAAAAGUUGGACAUUUAUUGGAUUAGACCAAAUCAGAAAAUUUCAAUCUAAGUAAAACAUCUCAAUUAUAGGUUAAUCUCACGUUAAUCUGAUUUAACCUAGGGUUAUUCACCCUCGGUGUCCUGAAAGAUUGCCUGAAAUAGCACCUUUCUUUCUUCUAAUAAGCGCUGGCUACUGUAUCUGUAGUUAAGGAUUCUGAACUCUAAAGCCAGGAAAGUUUCAACAGUUGAAAAGUAUUUUCUCCUCCUAAAUUGUCACUGUUAAACACUUCAAUGAGAGCUGAUCUUUUU
Molecule: messenger RNA, 1297 nt
Organism: Cuscuta europaea
Lineage: Eukaryota; Viridiplantae; Streptophyta; Magnoliopsida; Solanales; Convolvulaceae
Source: the annotation of a GenBank genome assembly